This is a messenger RNA of Colletotrichum acutatum, 841 nucleotides long. RefSeq lists its product as uncharacterized. The transcript has a single exon. Lineage: Eukaryota; Fungi; Ascomycota; Sordariomycetes; Glomerellales; Glomerellaceae. The record is from RefSeq and is a predicted model, not a curated record. Bases 276 to 482 code for a protein of 68 amino acids.
GCGGACGGACGUUAUCAAAAUGGCCCUGACAGUGACCGGUUUGGCAGCUGUACGUGCAGAUAGGCACCUUCGGCGGGAAUGCCGCAUGCUGGCUGGGAUGAUACGUAGGGUUCCCUUUGAAGCCUUGUCCUGUUGGUGGAAUAGUCCGCCGAGGGGAUGGUUCCAAUGAAUUAGUCCCCCCUUCCAGCCCACCUCUUGUUCACGCUUGAGAUGCGGGAGAAUGGUCAGGUCCACCCGUGACCCCAGGGAAGGGGUUAGACAGCUAGGUACCUUGCAUGGUUGAGGUGGUGAUUGGGACCUUGAAAAGUGUCCGUUUAGCGAUGGCCUCGCUUUGUCGUGGGCCAGGGGAGGGAGAGGGGAACUCAGACUCUGACAAAGGGCGAGGUGUAAGAAAAGGGGCAGAUAGACAACAGGAGCGUAGAAAUGCAGGAGCCGUUGACGCCAAGGCUGGACCUCGAACUCAAUUGUCCAACCUGAAGUAGGGUACUGAAUGCCGGGACAUGAUAUCGGGAGGGCUGAGUCGGUUUCGACACAAUGGAGACUUAGAAUGGAUGACAGAUUCCCGUGCUUGUGGUCCCUGGGAGUCUUAGUAUGGUCCAUUGAAGAUGGGCCAAGGUCUGUGCUAAGCAUCACCAUUCACCGAGCCAUUGCUGUGUAGCAAUAGCAGACUGGGAGUUUCCUUCUGUUCUGUGCGUGUCCGCCGCGUCCCACCGGUCGUGCCUGGCCCUGAAUGCAAGUGAUGGUUCCUGCGUUCCUGCGCCGGCGGCGAUGGCGGCGCGGUCGGAUGUUGUGGUGGGAAGGAGAGGCUCAAUAUGCGGCCCGGGCACGUUGUUUGUUUGGG